AAUAAUACAGCAGCCAACCUCGAAUUCAUAUUCUAAUCAACCCACUGAGCAGGUCUUGUGGUCAGCCUUGUCAACUUGAGGGUCCGCAAGCUUAACUUCUUCCAAGAACAUCCAUAUCUCGGAAAACUUAGCAUCGAGAGGUGACCGAAGGUCAACAUGCCUAACGGGACUCAAAAGUCUGGUUGGACGCGAUACAACCGCGGUUUGUGGAAGAGUUUGCACGGCGAGAACAAAACUCUUAGCAGUGUGACCAAGGGCAACAUGCAGAACUUGCCGCAGGCCGACAAGUCGGAGCACCCAGACGGGACCUCGCCGCAUAAUAUAGACGGGGCAGAGCCUCAUCGGAGUGCCAAAUCUGAGAAGGUAACUCCCAUUCCGGGUGUACCGCCUCACUUGUGGCAUAAACAUCAAGCCAGCCAAGCUGGCAACCAGAAGAAGAACAUUCGCUCCAGCACUGAUAAUGGCAACCCUUUCACGCCCGGUGUUCGAGACAACCCGUCGAACAGGCCUGAAUUGCCUACGAAUGCCAGUGAUCAGAAAAUCUCGACAAAAGGAUCCGGCAAGUCCUUCAAAGGUUUGAGGCAGCCUUCCCAGACACAUCCUUCGCAACCUCAAGAAGGGGCUACAAAUUCGCUCACUCAGGUUGAUGCGUCUUGGCCAACAGGAGAAGUUGACCCGAAACCGAAGGCUUGUCGUUAUUAUGCAUACAAACCCAACCGCAGAGGGCAUCGCCGAGGCGGGGCCAGAGAAAGCUCUACCCAAGUCGCGAGUAACUCCAAGAUUCCACCACUCGAACAGUCAUUUGUGCCAGCGGGUACGGUUCUCCCCAAGAGCAGCGACACCCGAUCUUCACCCACCGUCCUUUACUUCCAACCCGCGAUACUUCCUGCAGGCAGAGUUGAGGACUCCUCCCAGCCAAUACCACCACCUAAAGCUGCCUUGCAAGCCGUUGGCAAGACCGUUGAACCUCCCCAGGUCACGGGGAGGGUUAGACCGACAAACAUGGCCGAUCCAGAUCUCACCACGUACCGCGCCCCCCGGCCGAACCCCAACUAUAGCGGCUCGUCUGUCGUCUUGGAGUCUGUCUCGUCAAUGAACGUCAGCGACACGGGAAUUGACGGUGUCCCCAUCGACAAGCGUGACAGCGAGCCCAUAAAGGACGUUCGUAAUGACAUAGCGCCCGAACAUACGAUUCAGAACACCGGCACGGGCUGGGUGCAGAGCAACUGGGGCGGCUGGGGUCCUCAGGACGGAGUUUUGAAGACCAUGUCAUUCCUCGAAUCCUUCGUAGUGGCGUGGGUCCGAACCGUCCCUGAUAACAUCAGGCCCGAGUUCCUUGCACAGAACGCCCUUGGUCACUGGGAGUGCGACGUUGACCCCAACACGGGGCUCCUCUUGCGCCCUGUCGAUUACCCUAGCACCAUGGUCAAUUGCUCGGAAUUAGACAAGGCUACCGAAUGGCGGCAACAAAACUGGACCUCGAGCCUCCUCAUGCGGCGUGAGAAUGCCAGGCUCAACCGAGCCGGCCACCAGGGUCCUCCCCGUCGCCAUCCACCCCGCGGUUGGACAGAGACGCCCCUUGGGCCCCCAGAAGUGACCCAGGCAAUAAAGGACGAGCCACGGGAGAAGCCAUACAAGCCGGAGCCCAAUCCAUAUGCGCCGAUGAUUCCUUGUCAUAUGCGACCCGCGAUGACAGCAGAUAUGGAGGGAGUCCGUGAAAUCUACAACAUGGAGGUAGAGAACGGCCUCCAAGCGGGAGAUACAGAGCCACUCUCGCUGCAGGACUUCAAAAAGAUCUUCGAAACAACCAGGGAGCUCAAGAUGCCCUUCGUGGUUGUGAUCAGUGGGGAGUAUCAGGACGCGGCUAAGAGCAAAGGUCCUUCUGCGCAGCGUCCCAAACACUGGAACCAACGUCCCCAGGGACCACCUCCUCGAGUUCUGGCCUUUGGUUACCUCUCCGUCUGGGAGCCAGGCCUCGCUGGAAGCGUAACUGGCAGGAGUCGCAUGACGGCAAGGGCCCACGUGUAUGUGCACCCGGAAUAUCGGAAGAAGAAGCUCGGUCACGCCUGCCUGGACAAGCUCAUGUCCACGGUUUCGUACCGCUACUCGGCCCGGCUCGCAUGCGAGUUCAUCGACCCCACCGACAGCCCGAUCUACAAGUACCCGCGUCACCACGAUAGAAAGUACUAUUUGGUCUACCUCCACUACUACGUGAAGACCAAAACCCCUCCCGGCUCGGGGGCCAUCGACACCGUCAACAAAAAAGACCAGGACAAGGAACUCGAGUGGGCGGACUCGUACUUGAAGGAAUUCCGGUUCUGGCAAAAGGCCCGCUUCGAGGCCUGCCACCGGACUAAACCUAGCCAGCUUCCCCAGCCUUUCUGGCUUGAUGUCGUCGUCUUUGAACACAUCUGCCAGACCGACUUAAACUUCACCCAGCUCGCCUAGACCUCGCAGGCGAACUGCUUUUUGCUUUUUUUUUGGUCUCGCCCCUGGCGAUAAUCUGCUUACGAUGCUGGACGCAUAAUGAUUUCGGUGAUGGCAUUGCAAUUCCGGAUAAGAAAAUGAUGCCGCUUGGUGCUUGCCCCUUGAAUGCACCCAGGGAUAGAUGUGGUCACGACCAACAGAGCAGGCCUCGCCCCUUGAGGCUAUGGAUUCGACGAGACAUGGUUGUUAGAUAGUUGUACGAUGUGAUGACGGAGGCCUUGGUCAGGGCCUUAACUGACCUUGAUAUUCGAAAUCAGAAACUGGGAUAAGCUUCCCUUGGAGGCGUGGAAAAAUGGUUAGUUAGGGAGAUAGCUGAAUCGGGAGCCUGGCAUAUGACGCACAAAAUGUU
Molecule: messenger RNA, 2836 nt
Organism: Phialemonium atrogriseum
Lineage: Eukaryota; Fungi; Ascomycota; Sordariomycetes; Cephalothecales; Cephalothecaceae
Exons: 3
Coding region: 157-2448 (763 amino acids)
Source: RefSeq, a predicted model, not a curated record